AACAAACCGUGUCGACGACUUUUUGGGUUUGGAGUAUUUCACCAUCUCCCCUCUGAUGCGUAUGCGUUGGUUACAGGGUUGCUAUCCUUUUCUGUCUCCUUCUCUACUCCAUCAUCAACAACGAUUCACACAUAGCUUUCAAGAAAAUUUCUUCCAAUAAUUUCUACAAAUCGACUCCAGAGAGCGAUUGUUAGGCCCAAUUCCAUCCAAUGGCAGAAAAAAUACAUCCUUCUGCCAGACCAACAACCGUAAAUGGUCACGCCCCCACCAGCACCACCGCCAAUGGUAAUGGUAACCCAUCGUUUCCGGCCAACAAAGCUCAACUCUACAAUUCAACUCGCCCAGUCUACCGUCCUCUACCCCGCCGCAACCGCCGUAGUUGUUGUUGCUCUUGUUGCCUCUGGAUUACUUUCGUUAUCCUCCUUCUGAUCGUCAUCGCCGCCAUAGCUGGCGGUGUGUUUUACGUCCUCUACCGCCCCCACCGACCUUCCUUCGCUGUUUCAUCGCUCCAGGUCUCUCAAUUUAACCUAACCUCAUCGAAUCAACUCAACACUAAAUUCAAUUUCACCGUCACUGCUCGUAAUCCUAACAAGAAGAUCGCGUUCUACUACGAUCUGGUUUCCGUUUCGAUUGAUUCGAAAGGAGUCGGUGUCGGUGACGGAUCAAUACCGGCGUUCGUGAUGCCAAAGAAGAAUACGACUAAGUUGAGGACGAUUGUGUCGACGACUGGACAGAGUGUGGAUGAUAGUAGCGAUCUGAAGUCGGAUCUGAAGAACAAGAAGAGUUUGCCAUUAACUAUCCAGCUUGAUACGAAGGUGAAGGCGAAGAUCGGAAGCUUUAACACUAAAAAAGUACCAAUCAGAGUGGUUUGUAAAGGGAUUAAGGUGACGGCACCCACCGGUAAAUUAGCAACGACGGCGACAACUUCCGAUGUGAAAUGUAAGGUGGAUCUUCGAAUCAAGAUCUGGAAAUGGAGGAUUUGAGGUGAAGAACAAGGUGUGAUUUGAUUUUUACGAUUUUUUUUAAUUAUAACUACUUUUUUACGGUUUUUUUAUCGGAUAAUUGAUAUGUUUAGUUAACAGGUGAUGUGUAUUUAGUGCUAUUUCAUAUCGUAUUUUUACAAGAACACAAACGUGGGUCUUAAAUUUCUCUUAAUUUCUGGGAUUUGUUAUUGCAUUUUAUGUAUCGACAUCUUUUCGUUUCAA
Molecule: messenger RNA, 1205 nt
Organism: Lactuca sativa (garden lettuce)
Lineage: Eukaryota; Viridiplantae; Streptophyta; Magnoliopsida; Asterales; Asteraceae
Product: NDR1/HIN1-like protein 13
Biological process (GO): defense response to other organism
Cellular component (GO): plasma membrane
Source: RefSeq, a predicted model, not a curated record